AAGCAUCAAAUAUAUUAAAAAACAUUAGUAAUUUCUGUUAAAAUAUUUCUUAGCUUAAACGACUCGAGCAACGGUUGGUUUAUCUCUCCAUUAGCUAAUUAAUAGCAGACUUCAACUCUAACAGCAAAUGGCAGUAGCGGAGAAUGCAAAAUUAGUUAUACAUACUUUCUGUGUUUAUAUAUCCUAAAAGGAACCGAGUUGCAAUUUUUUCAUUUUUGGAAUUGAAAGGGAACGUACUUUUUUUAAUUUGGGAAACUAGCCCAAAACUAUGUCAGCUCCAGAUUCUGUAAUUGCACUUCGUAGUUCAAGAGGCAUCAAAUUUUGCCAUGGCCCACCUCUUGAAGGGGAAUAUAACAAAUUUACAAAAGAUGAAAAUUCAUCUUGCAGAGAUAUGACGUUUACCAAAGAUGGUAGCUUGUUUGCAUGGUGUACAAUUCAAAGAACUAAUAUCAUGGAUGGUACAACCUAUGAAAGCCUUUGUCAAUUAAAUAAUUCUCGUGUAUCAUUGUUACAAUUCUCACCUAAAGGGACUUAUUUGUCUACUUGGGAGCCAUAUUCAGCUAAGCAGAAUGCACAAGAAAGUUGUAAUCUUCACAUAUGGGACAUAAAGGGAGGAAGCUGUGUGAAAUCUUUUAUCCAGAAAAAGCAAGUUGGAUGGUAA
This is a messenger RNA of Stegodyphus dumicola, 661 nucleotides long. It is a transcript of the gene eIF2A, whose product is annotated as eukaryotic translation initiation factor 2A. Gene Ontology annotation, cellular component: cytosolic small ribosomal subunit. Gene Ontology annotation, biological process: translational initiation. Lineage: Eukaryota; Metazoa; Arthropoda; Arachnida; Araneae; Eresidae. The record is from RefSeq and is a predicted model, not a curated record. Gene Ontology annotation, molecular function: translation initiation factor activity; tRNA binding; protein binding.